UCUGACAACAAUCCAACGGCCACGAUUUCGUUUUCUUUCACCUUUUUCUUUGGGGUUUCGUUUUGGGAAAACUGUUCUCAAGGAUUUAGGGUUUUUCUUGAUUCGUCACUCUCCUAGAUCCGCCACCAGAGCUAGGAGAAACAUUGCAUGCUUCUUUAACUCUGCAAUUUGACUUUAGUUAUGGCUUCUUCGUAUCAGGGUUCCGUUAGUGCUGCCCAGGUGGGUUCUUACUUCGUUGGACAGUACUAUCAAGUUCUUCGUCAACAGCCUGAUCUUGUUCAUCAGUUCUACUCCGAUUUAAGCUCAAUGAUUCGUGUUGAUGGCGAUUAUACCGAGAAUGCAUCUGAUGUGUUGCAAAUUCAUAAUGUCGUUACAUCGUUGAAUUUUUCGGCAAUUGAGAUCAAGACAAUCAAUUCUCUUGACUCUUGGAAUGGAGGAGUGGUUGUGAUGGUUUCGGGGGUUGUUAAGAUCAAGGAUAUCAAUAGGAGGCAGAGGUUUGUUCAAACGUUCUUCCUUGCACCUCAGGAGAAGGGUUACUUUGUGCUCAAUGAUAUAUUUCAGUUUGUUGAGGAUGAAGUAGUGCAUCAGAAUCUCAUACCGGUGACAUCGGAGAGGAUUGAAUCACAGCCACAUGUUUCUGCUUCUUACGCUGAACCGCCAGUUUCGGACUAUGGUUUUGAGGAAGAAGCCAGAGAAUAUAUGAACUCAGUUCAUAUAGAUGAUGAUCCAGUGGACAAGUAUAGUCUUCCUGAGCAGCAGCAGCAAUUACAAGAAGAUCUCGAGACUGAAGUUGUGGUGGAGGAAACACCUACACCAGAGGCAUAUCAACCAGUGCAUAAUGUUGCUCAUACUAUCCGUGAAACCCCUGUCGCUCUUGUGGAAGAGUCUUUUGAGGAGCCUGCUAAGAAGACUUAUGCAUCUAUUUUACGUGUCUCCAAAGGCCACUCAGUGUUGCCUGCUGCACCCGAACAUGCCACACAGCAUUCUUUUCAAAGUGCUCCUCCUUCAGAGUUUAAUCAUGUGACACAGCCUGCUGCUCAGCAGCCUGCUUAUCAGCACUCAAGCUCAGCAUCUGCCUAUGUUUCAGAGUCGGGGGCCGAUGCAGCAGUGGAAGGCUACAGAUUUGAUCAAGAAGAAGUAACAUCUGUCUAUGUGAGAAACCUGCCUGCUGAUAUUACCGAAGCUGAGAUUGACCAGGAAUUCAAGAAUUUCGGCAGAAUUAAGCCGGAUGGAAUAUUCGUAAGGGUUAAGCAGGAAAUUGGAGUUUGCUAUGCAUUUGUGGAAUUCGAAGAUGUUACUGGCGUUCAAAAUGCGCUUCAGGCUUCUCCAAUACAUAUGGAUGGAAGACCAAUAUACAUUGAGGAGCGUAGACCAAGCACUAGCAGUGCAACUCGAGGAGGAAGAGGAAGGGGAAGAGGUAGAGGCAGUUAUCCAACAGAUGCUCCAAGAGGGCGUUUUGGUGGUAGGAGCUCGGGAAGGGGAUAUUAUCAGGAUACUUCAGACUAUACCAGACCCAGAGGCGACAGUUAUGUUCAGUAUGGUUCACGAUAGGAAGAUGUCGUGAAAGCGUGGUUGAAUAUGUAAUUCGAGGGGCUUAUACAAUUAGUGAAAUCUGAGUUUGAUUCGGUAUCUAGUGCACAACAUUUUCCUUGUAUGGUUUCAUGAAAAGGAUUCUUACAUUUUGAGUGUCUUUAAAAGCUGUUGAGACUUAAUAGUUUGUUUUGCGAGUAUAGAUCAGUUAGUUCCCUUUGAAUGGUUUUUAUGAUGCCGUUCAGGUGGGAAGUUUUGUUAUUUA
Vicia villosa (hairy vetch) is the source of this 1795-nucleotide messenger RNA. RefSeq names its product nuclear transport factor 2-like. Gene Ontology annotation, molecular function: mRNA binding. The record is from RefSeq and is a predicted model, not a curated record. Gene Ontology annotation, cellular component: ribonucleoprotein complex; cytosol. The coding region runs from base 181 to 1551 and encodes 456 amino acids. Lineage: Eukaryota; Viridiplantae; Streptophyta; Magnoliopsida; Fabales; Fabaceae. The transcript has 9 exons.